AUGCGAUCUUCUGCUCUUGGCUUCGAUCCAAUACAGCUGGAAUCACCGGACCUCAUCCAGUUUCCCGGUGCUCGCCUUUCAACAUCCAUAGCUCUCAGUAUACCAUACCCUACACCGGCAUCUGCUGUGGAGCAGUUGGACGAUAUGCUGGACUUCCAAACAAUAGACAGCUUCCAGCUACCGCCACAAAAUGUCAUUUUCCAGCUCGUCGAGCUCUUUUUCGAGCACCUGUACCACACUUUUCCUUGUUUCCAUAGGAAGAGUUUCCUGGCGAAGUUGGAACGUGGCGACUUGGAGAAAGACGCACCACUUCUUCUGUAUGCCAUCUGCUGUGUAGCGGCCAGACACCACCCUGAGCAGUCCAUUCAGAAGCGCUCGAGAGACUGGUACGAGCAAGCACGCUUCUCUUACGAACUCACCCGGCGAAAACCGGAGCAUCCUCUGCACACAGUUCAGGCUGUAUUACUUCUUGUGUUUCAUGCUUGGACCAUCGGUGACUACUCUGCUAGCUGGCUUUUCUUGGGAAAAGUUUGGAGACAAGCAGUCGUGCUCGGCCUAAACCGUAUGGAUGCUAGCGACCAUCUAUUGAACGCGAGGAUUGACAAUGAGAACUCAUAUGUUUUUGGCAAAACAGAACCUCACUCGACAGUUGAGCGAGAAGAGUACCGAAGAUCACUUUGGUUGCUGUUCAUAAUGGAUCGGAUGAAUUCAUGGCCAACAGGAUGGCCUAACGCGAUACCGGAGAUGCAGUUCAAGGUCGAUAUACCGAUUGCUGAUACGCUAUUUCAGAGCAUGGAUCCAGACUUGGAAGUCAGCUCUUUUAACAACCUGCCAUUUACCAGGAACCUAUCGCGCCUCAUAGAAUCCGUAAAGGCUGCAGAAGGACCAUUGAACGUCUUCCAUUAUGUGAUCGUUGCACAUGUCUUACUCGGUCGAGUUUCCGAACUGCUGUAUUCCCUACACAACGCUUCGGACAGCCUCGAAUACGCUGAAGACUGUACUGCACUGGACAAUAUGAUUGUGAAAUUUCGAUUAAGUCUUCCGCGUCCAGCAAGUUCGGUCCUAGAAGCGCCCCCAGCUGACCGCGGUCAUGUCGUUUGGCUGCAUGUCAUUCUCGACACCAUGGCCAUUCUACUUCAUUACCAAAGUAACACAGCUUUUUCGGUGCAGGAGGCAGCUUCAAAGUUUACACUAGCUGUAACAGCGGCUCGUAAUAUUGCGCAACUCGUCAAAGAUACGUCACGCAUAUCCAUCGAUAUUUUGCUCUCAGCGCAUAUCGGAUCGUCGCUCUAUGCGGCAGCCAUUGUCCUUGUUAUCCAGUGGCGCCUGACUGACGAUAGUAGCUUCAAAGAAGACAUUGACUUGUUUAUCCUUGUAUUCGAACGCAUGAACGAGGUCUUCAGCUUUCUAGGCUUGAAGCUCAAGAUAGCGCUAGAGCAUGACUUGCAAAGAAGCGUAAAAGACCUUCAGAGUCUACGAGAGCGUGGAUUCAAGGGUAUGUUGGCUGAUUGUACUAAAUGGAAUCACGUCAAACAAGAGGUUGAGAGAAGAGGUAUCGAAGUCGAUCUCUCAUAA
Alternaria postmessia is the source of this 1575-nucleotide messenger RNA. RefSeq lists its product as uncharacterized. Gene Ontology annotation, biological process: DNA-templated transcription. Gene Ontology annotation, cellular component: nucleus. Lineage: Eukaryota; Fungi; Ascomycota; Dothideomycetes; Pleosporales; Pleosporaceae. The coding region runs from base 1 to 1575 and encodes 524 amino acids. The transcript is spliced from 2 exons. Gene Ontology annotation, molecular function: DNA binding; zinc ion binding. The record is from RefSeq and is a predicted model, not a curated record.